Carcharodon carcharias (great white shark) is the source of this 2537-nucleotide messenger RNA. RefSeq names its product RNA binding motif protein X-linked 2 (gene rbmx2). The record is from RefSeq and is a predicted model, not a curated record. The transcript has 6 exons. Gene Ontology annotation, cellular component: U2 snRNP; precatalytic spliceosome; catalytic step 2 spliceosome. Gene Ontology annotation, molecular function: RNA binding. Lineage: Eukaryota; Metazoa; Chordata; Chondrichthyes; Lamniformes; Lamnidae. Gene Ontology annotation, biological process: mRNA splicing, via spliceosome. Bases 20 to 1327 code for a protein of 435 amino acids.
UUGGUGUUGGAGGAAGUAGAUGUUGAAGGUAGUCGAUGGGGUGCCAGUCAAGCUGGCUGUUUUGUCCUUGAUGCUUCUUGAGCGCUAUUGGCGCAGCAUUCAUCCAGGCAAGUGGAGAGAAUUCCAUCACACUCCUGAUUUGUGCCUUGUAGAUGGUGGCCAGGCUUUGGGAGUCAGGAGUCCACUCACGAAAGUGAAGCUCAUCAAUGAGCUAAAUGCAAGAGAAGCAGAGCUGGGUGUUCAAGAUAAAGUGUCCUGGCACUCAGAAUAUAAGGACAGUGCCUGGAUCUUUCUGGGUGGCUUGCCCUACGAGUUAACUGAAGGAGACAUUAUCUGUGUGUUUUCCCAGUACGGGGAGAUUGUUAACAUCAAUCUAGUUCGAGACAAGAAGACUGGGAAAUCAAAAGGCUUCUGCUUUAUCUGUUAUGAGGAUCAGAGAAGCACUAUUUUGGCUGUAGACAAUUUUAAUGGAAUCAAGAUUAAGGGAAGGACGAUCCGUGUUGACCAUGUGUCCAAUUACCGUCCUCCAAAGGAUGGAGAUGACAUUGAUGUUGUGACAAAAAGACUAAGAGAGGAAGGCUGUGCACCAAGAGCAUCCCCUUCAGCACCAGUUUCCUCGGAGUCCUCUGAAGAGGAUAUUAAUGAAGUGCCAGCUAAAAAACGGAAGAAAGAAAAGAAGAAGAAAAAAAAGAAAGAGAAAAAGGAGAAAAAAGUCAAGCUGGAGAAGAAGGAGACCGAGGAGCGAGCAACCAAGCAAUUGGCCAAGAACUCUGGCCGAAACCAAUCCCCUCCACCCCUUGUAAGAGUGAAGAGUGAAAGAGAGGAUGCAGAAUAUGAAAAAUAUGCCAGUACAAACCAGGACACUCAUCAGGAUUGCAGUGUGGAUCGCAGGAAUGAAGAAAGAGGAAGAGGAGAUGGAAGAAAACACAUGAAUGGAGCUGAUGAAAUGAGAACCAGAGAGAAACACAAUGAGAGGAGUCGGCCCAGGAACUCGGAGAGAGAAGAAAGGCGAAGAGAUGAUCAAAAUGGCAGAGGAUCUUGCAAUGAAAGGUCAGAAAGAGACACAAGGCCCACUCACAGUGAUGGGAGAGAGGUGAGAUGUGAUGAGGAAAGGCAGCAUGAACAAGAGAAAAUGCGAAAAGACGACAGGUUUGACAACAAGUAUGAUGACAGAGAAAAAUACAGGAAGUAUGAUCGCAAUAAGAGAGAGGAGCGGGAUUCACAUUGUGACAGCAUCAAGCAUAAAGAGAGGAAAAAUGACCAUGACAAAGUCAGCCAUAACAAGGGAAGAGACAAUCAUAGAGACAGUGGUCAUAGAAGGAACUGAGCAAUUAGAAGCUCUCUGCAGCUAAACCGAAUGCAUCUCACCAUCUGAAGUCAAUAGCUGAAAUAAAGCCCCAGCAGUUAAUAACCAGAAAUAAACACGUCCUUCUGAAAUUUGCUGCUUUCCUGCAACCUGUUAUUUUUUAACGAUUUCUCUAUGUUUGGACUAUUUUUGCAAUGGAGAAAAUUAAGUAACAUGCAAGGCCCUUUUAAAAGAUCUUUUUUUAAAUAAACUUUCAAAAUGUCUAUCUAAUGUAUAAUUUUUUUUUCUAAUUUGGGUUUGAAUCUUCUCACAUUGGUUAUCCUCCAGUGCUUCAAUAGCUUCAUGUGUGAAACUAGUCAUUGAGUGCCAAUAGCCUUUAAAAUCAUGGUAGGACAUCCCAGCCAAGCCCAAGCCUUUUCUUACUCAUAUCCCCAGACAAACACAUUCCAGCAGAAGGCACUGGAUAGUCAAUGGCAGUGAGAACGCCGGCAGAUUUUCUUUUUAUUACUUAACCCCUCCCCUAACCCAGGGAACAUUGAAGCAAUUGUAGUGUCCCAACUGCAUCCUGCUGAGAUCGGUUAAAUCACAAAGACCUGGAAUUGAAGCUGCUGCUUGGCCAACAUGGCCCUACUCCACACCAGCCGUACAUUUAUUUGCUGAGUUCUGUACUUUUCUAAUGUUUUUCUGAAGUUGCAUUUCUGACAUUCAUUAUACCAAUUUGAAUGGAAGCUUGCUCCAUACUUGAUUUUAAUGUAGGGCUAUCACUGCUUUCCUCAAAGGGUUUUAGGUGUGCAGCAUAUUUAUGAAAAGAUAAUGGCAGGAAUGGAUGAAGAAUGUUGGAACCAACUGUGAAAAACCAGUCAGGUAAUUGUUUUUGACUCCCUGGAAUUGUUCUUCAUCUGUCAUUAUUGAUAUGUUUUCUGAGGGGGAGCCCCCAGGGUUAGAGGGUUUGAACCAGCAGAAACAAUGGAUUCUCUACUUCUUGUGAGCUUACUGUAAGGAUAGUAUUAUCAAAUAAAUGAGGCUUACAAACUAUUCUGUGCAGUGGACUGUACGUCAAAAGAUUAUUAUAGAGGAAUCCAAGUGAAAUGACAUUUCAAGAAUUGUUUAGUGUUUUCCUUCUCCACAAGGUACCCUGCCUCAACCCUGUCACAGUGAUGUAUGAGUCAAGCAUAUUUGCCUUCCCAUUAUUAAAAGGAAGUGUUGGCUUAAUAAACAUUGGCGCAGUGAA